UUGAAAAUUUGACAGGAGAAACUGAGCCUGCAGUAAAUGUUAUGGUACAGCGGUCAAAAUUAAAAUGAUAUGCGUCGAAGUCAUUACGCAGCAACAAACAUGGCGGCAAAGUCUGAAAAGCCAUGUGAGUUGACACUCGAUUUACAACCAAUUUCUCCCGAUGAAGACAGCUCAGGAAGCUGUGAAAGGUAAAUUUGCAAAAGAAAUGUUAUAUUUCUAUGGUUUUUCUGUAUUCUUAUCUUCCCAUUCGAUUUCUGAUAGUAUUAAUGAAGCGCCACCUCAGACUCCCAGUUCUCCUUCGAAAGCCAAACCCGAUAAUGUUGUAUUCCGUCAGUCAAACAGGACUAUUUAUACCGCAGGUAAGUUUUGAAUUUUUCUUUACGCGAUACUCGAUCAACCAAUCCAGAAAUAAAGGAAACUUAAACGCCAUUUUGGCAGCUGUUGAGAAAAGCUAUGGCGAGCUGGUUCGUAACGCCAUCGAUCUGCCCAAUCCGAUCCAAUGUGCUCACUGUAAAUCUAACGAGUGGUUCCUUUUGACUCCUACCGCUUUCUGUUAAUGCUUAUUUAUAUUUUGUUUAACGUUACUUGUUUGCUUACGAAAGUUUUCAAUCUAAACUCCAAAGAGCAACUUGUACUUACCUUAAAACCUCUUAGACGAUCAACGAAAGUUUGGAGAUCUUGCAUACUGUUGUUAGUAUUAGUAGCUACUGCAAACGCUUUUCUCGUGUGCGUACACGGUUAAUUUAUUGCAAAUACCCUAAAUUAAUUCAUAUUAUGUAAAGGUAUUUUAGGUUUUAUCUUUCUUUUGUCUUGAGUCGUGUGAAUGUCAUGUGCUACAGAUUAGAUUUUGUCAUAUGCUUGAAAAUGUUCAGAGCCAUAAAUAAGUCUUAAUCAACCAUGUGUCAUCCACAAACACCUUGCAAUAAUUUAACUUGAAUUAUGGUAUCAAUAGGCAGAUGUUACUUGGGUGUUCGUAAAGGAUCAGAGAUUAGAGAAUUUUCUGAGCUCUGUGCGAAAUUCCUGGGCUUAAUUUCCAUGUUCUGAGUUAUUCCUUAUUCACACCUGGUUACUUUCUUAGUGUUGAUUCACAGAACUCUUUUGUUACUAGAUAUCUUAAUCCUUUACACUCUAGCAUUAUAUUUUUUAUGGCACUGACAAGGAGAAUUUGUGCGACAACCAGGAGCUUCCUAAAUUUGUGAUCUUUAUUUAUUUCCUUUAUUCUUAUGACCUUAAUGUUUUGAUUGAAGGAUGGUACUGAAGGGAGAAAUUCAAAGCCAGUCACUCUUAGGGAACCAUGUGUUAUACUCCAUAAGCAUAUGAUCCCCUUGCCUCAGAUGUGAAGCUCGCAGAUGUUGUGAGUCCUAGCAUACCAUAGCCUGUGAUCAUCAUCAUUAUACCAUCAGUGUACCUGUAUAUAGAUCAUUUGUCAGACUUUAAGCUCACCCUAAAAGUUCUUUUCUAAUGUGCUGUAUUUCAUACUAGCGGCCAAUGUUGCACCUCAUGCUGUGACCAUUUUAUUUGCAAGGGCAAGUGGAAGCAGAAGUUUUUUGAGUCUAAGUCUAAUUUCACAAACUUUGUUUGGCAGUUGUAUAAGAAAGGGUAAUCUUUUUAUUACCUUAUAACUAUGGUCUAAAGUUAAAGUUACUUCAAUAUAUACAUGGAGUUUUACUGAUGCUUUUUCAAUUUAUUUUCAUCUCCUAAAAAUAGCAAAUGAAAUUUUCAAUAGUGUUGCCAACAGUAUUAAAGUACAUCUUGUAAUAUUGAACAAAGUGUCCUCCUCUCGUUUUCCCUAGUGACAAAAAUGUUAUUUUUGGCUAUUGCUUAUUGAUUUAAGUUUACUCAAAAGUGAAUAUUUAAGCCCAGUGUCCUGUUAUGCCUUUGUAUACUUUGACUGGUAAGAAUUAUAUCGCACAAGCCAAAUAAAGGAUAACUGGGGGAAUUUUGCAAAGAUAGAUAAUUUUACAUGGUUUAUUACAGUACUCCAUGUAAUUACAUUACUCUCAGUACUAUGUGAGCAUUUCCAUUGAAUAAGGCCUUAAACAUGCUUUCUCUUAACUCACUUCAUUAUACUUUGAUAUUUGAAUUAUUAUAUGAUAUUUUGUCAAGCAUAAAAUAGCUGUUAAUUUUAUCUUGGGUUAGAGUAAUGAAUGCUGAAAGAUGAUACAACUGUGUAACAUAUACUAUCUAUUUUUGGCAUAACAAAAUGAUCUGUUUAUUUUAAGAAGUGUCAAAUUCUUGGCAAACUACCGGUAGCAUUAGAUUUUAGGUAUGAGUAGCUUCUUCCCUUUGAAAGCUCAAUGAGAUUUCUUCGUCAAAUUUGUGAUUUCAAGCUUAACUCAUGGGUUACCUCUGAAGAUUAUCCUAGUUUGAUGGAAGUUUUUGAUACAGACAGCUGUUAUAAACAAAUAUUUCCCCUUUUGCAUGACAAUUACCAGCUGUUCAAAUUUAGCACUGAGUAAUUAAGCUCAUUAGCUACUUUACCCUCAUACAUAUUAUUCAGAGUGACUCAGAUAAAUUUGCAUUAAAUUUGAACAAACAUAUAGUUUUUGAGACACUCCCCUGGUAUUGGGUGAUGAACCUCUUUCCCGUCAAAUUUUUGAUUUUAUAUAGAAAGUUAAAAAAUGAUUAAAGUCAUAAGUCAUUGAUGGAUGGAUUCCAAUAAGGUUUCAACUAGCAACAAAAUCUUAGAUCUAUAGGCUCAACAUCCAAAUAAUUGCUCAAUGAAUAUUGUGGGAGAUGUAGCUACCUAUUAGUCAAUGCACAAGACUCCAGAUUGAGAGGUUCAUGUUUGAGAUCUGGCUGGGUCAUUGUGUUAUACUCUUGGUCAAGACACUUCACAUGCACAGUACCUCUCUCCACCCUGCUAGAAAACUGCCAGGGAAGCCCUACAAAAUUCAGGGAGGUAACCUGCAAUAGAUUGACAUCUCCACCUGGGAAGGGGCAAAACUUCUAGUCACUUUAUGCUACAGAAGCCAGGCUCCAGCUGGAUGGCCACUGGGCCCAAGCCAAAUGUUUUGCAGAACAUAAUGAUUGUAUUGCAACUCUGAAAGAAAAAAAGAAAACAAAAACAACAACAAAAAAAAUAGGCCAACAAGAACAAUUACCAACUGUACAUAGCUUAAAAAAAAAACAAAGCAAAAAAGAAAUGAUUGAAAAACAAAACAGGAAACAAAAUGAAUGGGUUAAAAGGGAACAAAAAAUGUUGCAUCUUACCUGAUUUUCCAAAGCCUACCUUCAGGUUUUGAGUAAGGGUGCUAAACUUAGAGAAAGAUGUUUUCUGUCUUGUCAUGAGUGUGGGACAAGGAAACAAUUCUGGAGUCUGUAUGAAGAAUCAAACCUCAGACCUUCAGAUUAUGCACUCCAAUGCUGUACCACUGAGCCACAGAGACUGUACAGUGAGCUAGGCCAUUACGAAGUUCAAAUAUGAACUUUGGGUGGUAACCUUAUUGCUAUCUUGUUUGUAAGAUGAUUUGGCAUGUGAGCAAAAGUGUUGAAUGGAAAACAAAAAAUUAAGGGAUGAAAAAUGUGCAUCUGUUAUCUUAUUUUCCCUUAGGUCGCCCUCCAUGGUACAAUCUCCAAGGACAGCUUAAAGAACCAUUUGUCAUAGGUAAAGUUGUUGCAGUUGUAAAUUUUAUGUUGCAGAAAUUUCUUCAACCUCAUCCUCAUACACUUGUCUUGGACAAAAGCAUGAGAAAGAAACUUGCAAAAUUUUACAUCAAAAUUGUGGAUAUUGGGGUAAACAAAUGGACAAAGUACAUGCAUUUGAAUUUCAAUCUGAAAGGAAGCCAGGCUUACAAAAAUGCUUAACCCUCUAACUCCCAAGAUCUGAUCGUUAAUUCUUCCCUCCAGUUGCUACACAUUUCCUUCAGUUGUGAAUUAGUUCUGAGAAGUUGGUGUUGUAUUAAGACAACAACUCCAACCUGAUAACUUUUAGAAUUCUCAUUACCCUUUUGUGGCAUAAUGUAUAGAUAUGAUAAGGAGAAGGUACAUGUUAAUCACUUCUUGGAGUUGAAGGGUUAAGAUAGAGAAUAGCUAGUUUACUGUAAUUGUAACUAACUUUGAUAUGAUUGGCAGAUCUCUGUCAAAGUUAUAUUACUGGUGGCUGUUCAAUGAUAUAGCCAUAGGCAUCCUUUCUGCUCAAUGCUACAUUUUUGUAAAUUUGACCAUAGCAAUCUUGAAUAUCAGGUUUGUGUGGUGGUAGUGCUUCGGGAAAAACCACUGUUGCCAACAAGAUCAUUGAACAACUUGGAGUUCCAUGGGUCAGCAUGCUUUCACUUGAUUCCUUCUAUAAGGUGAGCUGUAAGUAAGGAUUGCAAAAUUGGUAGAACACAGAGGUUGCAUCAGAUUCAUAGUAAAUUUUCAGUAUGGAGGGUGUUUCAAAUCUAAAACCUUUUAUAGAAGUAGCUGGGGAACUUUUUGAAGUAUUUCUGUGUCAUUAAUUAUGCCUAAAAGUAUCAAGAAUUGUUGGCUGAGAUAGAUUUACUAAAUUGUUGCAGGUGCUGACUCCAGAACAACAUAAGGCAGCACUAAGGAACGAGUACAACUUUGAUCAUCCAGGUAAGGUUGAUGAAGGAAGGAUUGUGUUAUGGUCAUACCCAAAUGAGUACAUUCUUCAAAGUUUUCUUCAGCAGGUUGGUCAGGUUGAAAGGUCUGGGUGUCAGCUGGGUCAUUGUGUCAUCUUCCAGUGCAAGUUGCUUUACUUUCAUGGUACCUUUUUUCUUUAGGAAAUUGUCAGAAUGGAUUCCUGGGUGUUUACCUUUUAUGAAACUAAUGUAGAAAAUUGAGGAUUAGAAGUAGUACUCCACUUCAUGUAAUUGUAACUGGGAUAUUAGCUCUGGCAGUAAUAAGUCAGCAGCUUACAAGAGAGCAGCAAGGUUCAGGAAAUGCAUGCAUGCAGAACUGCAGAAUGAAUCUUGUCAAAAGCAAUGCAACCCUACCUCUUUAUUGGGCUGCUUUGGUGUGUGAUCAAGAAUUGUUAUGAGUUUUGGUUUUCUUAAAUUAUGUUUGCAUUACAGAACUGUUAGUUGAGUAUUUUUUAGUCGUAUUUUUGUGUACCUUAAGAUUCAUUUGAUGCUGAUCUGGCUGCAAGUGUCUUAAAGAAGUUGAAAGAAGGAAAGAGUGUUCAGGUACAUGUACAUGUAUGUUGGUUGACAUGUGAAAUACUGUUAACAGUUACAAUUACUGAGUUUGUAAAUUGCUCUUGUAACAUGUAUUUGCGAUUACAUUGCAUAUACUGCAUGCACUUAACACACAUAUAUUUUUGCAAUUUAUCAACCUGGUACUGAAUUUUUUUAAAGCAGUUUUGCUUUUGUGAGGGAAAGAUGUAAGGUCAAAGAGCUUGGUGGCUAGUCAGCCAAGCCUUACACUUAAAUUUCUGUUCCAACUUGUUUUCAGGGAAGUUACAUCAGUUAGUCCAUUGAUCACUUAUUGUUUAAUGCAUGUCAAGGCAUCAUUCCCUGAGAUAGUACAUGGAAAUUUUGCUUCAAGCAUUUUCUAACCUUUCCCAUUUAGGUGCCCAUUUAUGACUUCAAAACUCAUGGCAGACAGGAACAGAUGGUAUGGUGCCUAUACCUCAAUAUUUCUUAGUAUUUAAACCCUUUACAUGCUGAAAUUAGUAUCUAUAUUCUCCUUACUCCUCUCUAUAUAUUUACUUUUGUACUGACAAGGAGAAUUUGGUUAUUGAUCAAAACUGCUUAGGUUUUGUGAUCAGUUCUUUUCUCAGGAUCUCAAUGAAUGAUUUAGUGAUAUUACUUUAAGGUGAAAUUAUAUGCUGGUCAUUCUUAGGGCUUAGAGGGUAAAGCAUAAAUUCACUUAUCAUUUGACACAUUUUCUUUCUUUUUCUUUGGCUAAAAGCCCAUCAAAUAACUGCUUGCAAAUAUGAUUGCUUGUGCUCAACAAGGUCUGACCAGGGUUUUCUUCAAAUAAUGUUGUGCCAAUGUCUACUGUGUCUAAGGUGUUCUGUGGGAAGUAAAACAUUGCUUCCCUGAGCUUUGAAAGAGAAAUUGGUAAAGAUAAUUAAAAAAAAAAAAAAAGCACCUGGCUUUUGCCAAGUAUCAAGAUUACCGGUAGUCACUGUCAAUGAUUUGCCUCAGAUUGGAUUUAGGAAAUAAUUAUUCUGCUUAUCACUAACAGGAACUGUUCAAUAAUUUUUAAUGUUCCUUAUAUACAUGUAGAAUAACUUUUAAGUUUUAAUGCCAGUGUAUGUUAGUGUAUUUUUGCUAUAAUGAGUUGGGGAAGAUGUUCAUUAACUUAACCCUUGGGCCCUGUCGAGUGACUUUCACCCCUGAAUCAAACAUUAAGGUCACAAGAACAAGGGAAUUGAUCACAAACUAAAGAAGCUCUUGUUUAUUAAACAAAUUCUCCUCAUCAGCAGCUUAUGAAAGGUACUGAGAACUGUAUGGAGAAUAUGCAUACUGAUAUUAGAGUGUAAAAGGGAAAAGUAAAGAUACUUCUCUCGAUGUAACAUACCAUGGAAAAAUGAGUCUCUUACACAAUGUUGUUUCAUUUCACCUUUUCUUGCAGACUAAUAUAUAUGGUGCAAAUGUCAUCAUCUUUGAAGGAAUCAUGGCCUUUGCAUAUAAGGAUUUGCGAGAUGUAAGCCAUAAAGCUCACUUACCCUACCUUAAAUGUGAAAACAUCACUUUGGUUUUGGUUUAGAAUAUCAUACUUGUGUUCUUGAAUGUUUAACUCUUUUUAGUUGAUGGAUAUGAAGGUUUUUGUUGAUGCUGAUCCUGACGUUCGCUUGGCAAGACGGUAAGUUAAGACUUUUCCAGUUAUUUGUUAAAAAAAAAAAAGUUGAAUCAAUAAUAAGACUGAGUGGAGUCCAUUUCGGUCUGUAAUUAUAGUGAUUACCAAAAUCAUAGUGAUUAACAGGCGACUGUGAAGGGGGAGUCUGAUUUGUUAAUCAAUCAGUACGAUAGGAAUUGUAAAGAGAGCAGCAUGGAGAUUAUGAAUACUAAUGCUAGAAUGUGUAGGGUUAACGCAUCAAGUUGAAGGGAAAAAAAAGAGGAAAAAAAUUGUUUGCUUAAUAUAUACUUUCUAAAUAAUUUUUCAAACAUGUCCAAUUCUCCAGGCUGAAAAGAGACAUCUCUGAACGAGAAAGGGACCUUGUUGGUGUCUUGCAGCUAUACAACACUUUUGUGAAACCUGUAUGUACCUGUAUUUGGCAGACUACAGUAUUCCAACAUUUAAUCUGAACUUCCUUUAGGAGUAAUUAAGAAUGUAUAUGUAUUGUUUACAUGUAGAAGUAAUUCAGUGCAGUUCUUCAGAGGCAUCUUUGUUAAUGGCUAAGGGCCCUGAGCCAUGAGCCAUGAACCUUUUGAUAUGCAGUUGCUAGAGUCUUGUAACAUGUUCCCACAACUUUUUCAAAUAUGAAGAAAGCAAAGCUUCUCUGUCCAUUCAGGGUUAUUUCUCAAUCCCUUCAGGAUGAUUUCUUAGUCCCUUCAGGAUGAUAUCUGCUGCAUUUAAGUUUCUCUCCCCUAAGCAUUUGAAUCUGUGAUUGAGCAGCCCAACUCCAUCAUUUUUUUAGUGUGCCCCUCACAGUCUGCCAGUUACUUUUUUUGCUCUUUUGAAGAGUGAGAUUUUGUUGAAUUUGUUGACUUUUCUGCAGAAUCUAAAAAAGUGCUUAUUGUUUGUCACCUUCCUUCAUUUUCAUAUAUUUUGUAUCAUUCCUUAUUCAGGCCUUUGAUCAAUACAUAGCACCAACAGUUGUUUAUGCAGACAUUGUUGUCCCAAGAGGUGUGUAUGUUUUAUGAGAAAUUUUCUUUGAAUUUGCCAUCAUGAAAGUCCUCUUGAUAGUUUUCUUAAGACAUUUUCAUCAAGCAGAAUAAAUUUUAAACAAUAGUUUUUCAAACAAAAAGCAGUUACUUUUCCUUUAAACCCUUGCUGCCUAAGCAUAUAAUUCCUUCUUACAAUAUCACCCCUUAAUUACACAUCAAGAUCACGAAAAUAAAGGAAAUGAUCACUAACUGUAGAAGCUGUUGAUUGUUAAACAAAUUCUCCUUGUCAGCACUUUAGGAAAUGUGUAGAGAACAGUAUGGAGAAUAUGCAUACCGAUGUUAGGGUGUAGAGGGUCAAGAUGUAUUAAAAAUUUUUCUUUCAAUUUCUAGGUGGUGAAAAUAAUGUUGCAAUUGAUCUGAUUGUGCGCCAUGUUAGAACACAGCUGGAACAGGUUAAAUUUGGCUUUCUGGUUUAUUUUGAUUUUCACCUAAGACUCAUGCUAAAUUCUAUUUAGAAAAAUCAUUAAUUUUUGUUAUCUCUUUAUUGUUUUGCAUUUCUCUUCAGAGAGGAUUUAAUUUCAGGUAUGCAGUAAGUUUGACACUGUUGUUGAAAACAUGACCAUUUGUUAGUUUUUACAUUAGCUUUGACAAAGUGUCUUUAUUUACAUUAUCAACUCAGUUAAUAAUAAUAACUACUACAGCAGCCUCACAGUUUCUUUCAAAAACCUACCCACUAAACAUGAGAUGGCUGAUUGAUUUCUCUUUAGGAAACUACUAAACCUUUAACUCCCAGAUCAAAUUUGUAAUUCUCCUUACUGUCAACCAUGCUAUUCUUGCAAUGUUGGUUCAGAGAAUUUAGUAUUGGAUCAACUAAUUAUCCCCAAAUUGACAUUUUUCUUUAUUCUCAUCACUUAUCUGGUUGAUAUUGUAAGGAGAAAUUUUGUCUUGGUCACUCAUGGGAGUUAAAAGGUUUAGAAAUAGCUCACUCAGUCUUUGGAACUGCUCAUAGGGAAUACUUUAAAUCAAAAGCUCUGCUACAAAAAGGAUGACAAAGUACAUUUUGGGCCUUAAUGUCAUGAAUUGCACACUUUUUUGUUUAAAUCUUUUCAUUAAGUUUCUUUUUAACUGACAUGUUAUACCUCUGUUAUGUACUCUGAUGAUUUACAGAGCACAGCUUCGGUCGUUCCAUCAAGGACAGCCACUACCUAGUUCACUGAGUAUUUUAGAAAGUACUCCACAAGUCAGAGGAUUACAUGCAAUUAUUAGGUUAGUAUUGUGGAUUUUUUGGUCUUCAGUGAUAACACAGCAACACAAGACAACUGGUCAAGUCACUAAACUUUUACAGUAACUGAUAACUCUUUAAUAGCUAAGAAUGAAACUAAACAAAAUUGACUUUUAGAAUUGCUUAUAGAAGAGCACUUUAAAGUUUAUUUUUUAAAAUUCUGAUAACUGAUAACAGUAACUGAUAACUCUUUAAUAGCUAAGAAUGAAACUAAACAAAAUUGACUUUUAGAAUUGCUUAUAGAAGGGCACUUUAAAGUUUAUUUUUUAAAAUUCUGAUAACUCCGAACUAGUUGUGAAGCAAGCAGUAGAGUUAAAAAAAAACAAACUUCAACCUGCAAGUCACAAAGAGACCUAAUAACAGAGUUUUGUGGAAGCAGAGAGUCGAUACAUUCAUUUGAAUAAAUUAGCUUGCGAGCACAUUUCUUGAAUAUCUUAAUGGUAAUUUUUUUUUUUUCAGGAAUGAGGAGGCCAGUCGAGAUGACUUUGUCUUUUAUUCCAAGAGGCUGAUGAGAAUUCUUAUUGAACAUGCACUUUCACUCUUACCAUUCAAAGUAAGUAGAUUUCCUUCAUCUUGUCACGAGUGUGAGACAAAGAGGAAUCCUGAGUUCCACCAGAAAUUAAAACCCAACUCAACUCAGAACUCAAUGGUGAGCUAAGCUAUCAUUACGUUCGGUGAAUUAGUAUGUGGAACAUUUUUGCUGUCUUGAGGUGUUAAGCUUUGAUGCUGUUACCUUAAUUUGGUGCAUUUUUACUGAGCAUGCUUGAUUCUGUAGGGCAAACAAAUUAACCCAAUCAGGCUUUUCUGUCAGUUGUGAGUAAACAAAUCUUUAUGUCAUGUAUUUGCAAACUUCCCCAAUUUGUAAGAGUUUCUUCUAUUCAGAAAAACAAAAUCAGUCUAAACCUUCAACAGUAUGUACUGUAGAUGGUUAGUGUAUAUUUAAUUUAGCAUGAACUCCUUGUGAUGUCAGUUGUGAUAUACUUGUGUUUUUUUUUUCGUUUAGAAACAUGUGGUGACAACAAUGGAGGGCAAAAUUUAUGAAGGAAGAAAAUUUGCAGGGAAAAGGGUAAAUGAGACAAAAUCUUUUGCUCUUUUAUGAUGCAAUGCAAGUUUCAUUGUCGUUUAUAGUAGGACUUGCUAAAUACAAAACCUCUCAGCACCAGAACAGGUGCUAACUUGGGAGAAGUGGUCAUGGUCAAAGGCUUUUAACCCUUUAUCUCCCAAAAUUUGCCUGUAUCCAUUUAUCCCCCUGGGUGCAGAGAGGCACUGUGAGUAAAGUGUCUUGACCAAGAAAACAACACAUUGACCUAGGCAGGUUUCAAACCCAGACCUCUCAACCCAGUUUCCAAAGCACUGACCAGAAGGCUAUUGCAUCUGGGGUGAGUAAAAAUUUACCACCUGAGCAUAGUGGCCUAUCCAGCCUAGCUUAUCCUGGUCUCUGUUGCAUGGUUUAAAAGGUUUGCCACUCCUCUUGGAUGAGAUGCCAGUGUAUCACAGGUUGCUUCCCUGAUACUUCACCAGUACCCAUUUGUACUCUUGGGUGGGGAGAUGCAUUGCGAGAGGAAAGCGUUCUACCCCAAAACACAACAAAAUGACCUGGCCAGGUCUCCAACUUGUACCUCUCACCUGAGAGGCAGGGUGACCAUUAGGCCUCUGCUUGUGCCCCAGAGUGAGGGAAGACCUUGAUUUACUGAACAAACUGUUGUCAUGCUUCUUUGUAGCUGUGUGGUGUAUCAAUACUGAGGGCGGGUGAAACCAUGGAGCCAGCUCUAGAGUCUUUGUGCAAAGAUGUCAGAAUAGGAAAGAUUCUCAUUCAGACCAAUGAAAUAACAUCAGAACCUGAGGUGAGGCCGCUAGGUAACACAAACAUUGAAUUUCCUCUCACUGUAUCUCCAUGAUUUGUCCAUCUUUGAGUCAUUUAAAAUUUUUCAGUUGUUCACUGGCAAUUAGUGUCAGUCCUCUCUUUCUAUAACCAAUGUGGUUCUAUUUGUUUUUUUGCCUACCUUUUUGCUGGUUGUAUACCCAUUGAAAUGAUUAUUUUAAGGUUUCACUUUGUUUUAACCUUUAGCCCCUUAGAGUGAUUAGCACCCAAUUUCUCCUUACAAUAUCACCCCUGAAUAAACAUUAGGUUAUGAGAAUAAAGGAAAUUAUCAUCAGCUUAAGAAGCUCUUGAUUUGUAAACAAAUUCUCUUUGACAGCACUUAAAGAAUGUAGAGAAUGUAUAGUUAGCAGUAUGGAGAUUAUUCAUACACUUAGGGUGAAAAGAGACGGUCCAAGGGAUCAUUUAGUUGUUUUGCAAUCUGUACAAGUUAGCCUUUUCCCAGGCUAAAUGCUCUUUGAUUGAGUUUCAGAGCGCGCAUUUGGAUUGAGUGUUAUAAAACCAAAACCAAACGAAUUACAACAGCCAGUCAUUAACUCUUGAUUGUAACACGAUUGAGACACCAUUUUUUCACUUUAUUUUAACACGAGUCUCUUUUUUCUUUUUUCGUUUUUCAAGCUUCAUUAUCAUCGUCUUCCAAAGGGCAUUAGUGAAGAUCAUGUAAUACUUAUGGACGCUACUGUGGCAACUGGUGCAGCAGGUUGGUGAAUUUUCAGUUGCAUAUCAUUUGUUGCGUACAUUUAGUGUGAUAUUGAGUGACAAAUCAGUCACAGGCCAGAGGAUUUCUGGCAGAGUUAACCCUUUAUCUCCUGGAAGUGAUUGAAAUGUAACCUCUCCCUAUAAUAUCCAUUCAUUGUCCAGUAAACAGGUAAUGAGAAAACUCAAACUUAUCAGCUAGAAGUUGUUAUCUUGAUCUAUUAUCAAAUUUUCGUAAUCAAUUUACAUGGAAAUGUGUAGCAGCUAGAGGGGAGAAUCAACGAUCAGAUCAUAGGAAUUAAAGGUUAAGAGUGCUCACUCCUCUUACAAGAUUUGUUUUCUUUUUGCAGCACUCAUGGCUAUCCGAGUUUUAUUGGUAAGAGGAGUAAUCUAAAUACAUAUAAGCUACAUACGCAGUGGUAUUUGCUGUGAAAGGGAAUCAAAAAAAGACUUGGACGUGUUGAGGAUCAUGAAACUCACAUAACUUUUAAAGUUUAGCAUUAAGUUAUUGAGGUUUUUUAUAGUUUGGCGCAAACAAUCCAUGUUAUUCUUCUCUGCUCGUAGGCAAAAUAGUCUGUAGUAUUUCUCUUUUGUUACUAUAUCUUUCAGUUAGAAUGUGCGCAACGAUUGGUUAAUUUAGUGGGUCGUAUUUCACUGUACAUCCCGCUAAAUUCAAAAGUUUGUUUGAAUUGAAAUCUUCCCCUUUUAUUUGAACCCAAAGAUAUCCUAAAUAUCUUACUAACCUGGUUCUCUCGGUCCGUACCGUAAAUUACGGAACCUGGUGUUUUUUUUGCUCGGAUUUAUGGCCAGCACGCUUUUCGCUCAGGCCACAAAUAGCGCAAAUAACUCAGUCCGUAACGUACGAUACUGAUCUCGAGGUCGGUUAGUAAGAGGUAUGCAUUUCUCCAAGUGUCCUUUAUUUCGACUACAGUUCGGAAUUAUAUUGAACUACAAGAGUGUUCACCUUUACUCAACUACAGUGAUGUCUUAAUAGGCUUCGCUUUUGAAUGUGAUAAACGGUCAGCGGAAUUCGAGCGUAGACUUAGUUCCUAUUAGCCCUUUAACCGCUGAGAGUGACCAGCAUCUAAUUUCUCCCUACAAUAUCACCCCAAAAUCACACAUAAAGGUCACAAGAAAAAAAGGGAAGUGAUCACCAAUGAUCGAAGCUCUAGAUUGUUAAACAAAUUCUCCUUGUCAGCACCUUAGGAAAUAUAUUGAGAACAGUAUGGAGAAUGUGUCUCUUGAUAUUUGGGUGUAAUUUUUGGUAUUUUAUACGAUGGAGUGAUUGUUUAUCCUCGGGCCUUUUAUUAUCCGAUAAAACAUACACUGAUAUCAAUAACGCUCAUCUUGCAGGACCAUGAUGUUAAAGAGGAGAAUAUUUUGUUCUUGUCUUUGAUAACUGCUGAAUCAGGUAUGUUAACUUGUUAAAUAUAUAUAAUGUAGGUUUAAUAACCAGUGUAACUUAUUAACACUUAACUUUCUAUCUUUUCUUCAUUUUUAAACGAAAAAGGGGAAAAAGAGAUGUAACGAAAAACGGUCAUUCAAUAGAUCCGGGCAACGGAUUCUGAAAACUCUGUACAGCCUUUUGAAGCCAGGCCUGAACUGAAACAGGUAGAGAUCGUAGUUGGCCAAAUCGGAUAUGGAGUGUGUUCAAUUUUGGUCUAAUUUAGGUCUAAUUUAGUUUGUGGUUCUGAGGGACUAGAUGACACUACCGUGCCAAGAAGUUGUCAUGUGGGUACCCCACCCGGGAACGUGAAGGGCAACUUAUCUGAAGGAUGCGAGGCUUAUUCAAUGACAGCGCUUAUUCCAAAAAUUGGACGCGACAGAGAAAUGCUUCUAGAAAUUUAACGGUACAUUUUUGUUAUCGAAACGUCUACAGAAGUUAUCAAAGGUAUUUCUUAAUUUUCACGACGCUUCUCUUUCGAUACAUUUCAACUGCUUUACAUCAACAUCGAUGACACUGUCUCCUUCUUAAUCUGAGUCUACGAGCUCCAUCGUAGGGGGGUUCGCGGUUUCUUCUUCUGGGUCUGUGCAUUCGAAAGGAUUUGCAUCUAGUUCCUUCAAGAUAUUCAACUGUGUCUGAAGCACUGCAGCUUGUAAAAUAAUUAUUCAAAUAAGUGCCGUACCGACGCUGCGGCGCUGAAUAAUCUUUUUGUCUCAAAUGCGGCGCUUAUUUGUGGGAAGCGCUUGUUCGAGUAAAUUUGGUAUUUGAAAAAAUUCAGUAAAAAACAGGCGAGAGUUUACGUGCUUUAUUGGGAUGUAAUGCUCCAAUAAGGGGUAGUGUGACCAAAUGACUGGCGAAGGGUUAGGGUCGCGUGAGGUGGACGAACACAGGCUACAACGGUACUGAUGAGUCAUCUGGUUCUUCAAAAUCCAGGUACUGGAGGGCACUUACCAUAUUUGCCUUAUUUCUAUACAGAAUAGUAGCCAGGGGGGGGCAAAAGGGGACUGUUCUUGUGUCUUAGAAUAAGACGGUUAAACUGUUUUGUUGUAGGUGUCCAUACAAUAGCUUAUGCAUACCCGAAGGUCAAAAUAGUCACAGCAGCAGUGGACCCAGAAGUGAACGAUAAAUACCACGUCAUACCUGGAAUAGGUGAGUUACACUUACUGACCAAAUUGUAGAUUCUCCCUACCGUACCCAUACAUUUUCAAACAAAACUGUAUCGAGAGUACAGAUAAUGAUCAACUUGAGGGUGUUUUAAUGCCGAUACGAGACUAAAUUGUAAGGAAAUUACCAGCAGUUAAAGGAGAGGACUAAAAAUUCUGACUUUAGGAGUUUUUUAAAUUCAUCUGCACCUUAUUGGCCCCUUUGUAAAGCCAUUGAAGGUUCAUUCAGUCCAGCGCUCUAAAGGUGUUUCAAAAGCAGCCGAGCAGUGGCCAGAUCUUUCUCCUUUAUCCUUUACACAAACGUCAUACAGAAAUUCUCAUCAAAUUUGUAGUAACCCCUAGUAACAACAAAGCUAAAUUCACUGGAAUAUACAUAUAAAAAUGUAGGAAAAUGCCAUCGCAAUAGUCCAAACCUUCAAAAUUUCCUACAAGCGGUCUACCGCUGCCCAUAAGACCUCCUAUCGCCGUCUGUUGAGCCCGCGAGCAGGCUCUUGUGUUUGGCUCGACAGCUGGUUAUGGAAAAAGAUAUUGAUACCCCUGGGGAAGUCUAGACCUCCUUUGGAACAGGAGGCCCUCUACGCCUUCAAAACUACCACAUGUUAAUGAAACCACUUCCCCUAAAAUGAAUUUCUUCGAAUUCCAAAUAAUUAUUCCUUCUGGGUUUGUGUUGAGGAUCAUAAUAAGGUUUUUCAGUAGCUUUCAACUUCACUGAACAUUCAAGAAGUAUUCUGUUUUACAUUUUCUUUAGGGAAUUUUGGCGACCGUUAUUUUGGAACUGCGAACUGA
This is a messenger RNA of Pocillopora meandrina, 14968 nucleotides long. NCBI's taxonomy places the organism in Eukaryota, Metazoa, Cnidaria, Anthozoa, Scleractinia, Pocilloporidae. The record is from the annotation of a GenBank genome assembly.